Conger conger (European conger) is the source of this 1817-nucleotide messenger RNA. RefSeq names its product O-sialoglycoprotein endopeptidase-like 1 (gene osgepl1). Gene Ontology annotation, cellular component: mitochondrion. The transcript is spliced from 7 exons. The coding region runs from base 300 to 1499 and encodes 399 amino acids. The record is from RefSeq and is a predicted model, not a curated record. Gene Ontology annotation, biological process: tRNA threonylcarbamoyladenosine modification. NCBI's taxonomy places the organism in Eukaryota, Metazoa, Chordata, Actinopteri, Anguilliformes, Congridae.
CAAGAGGAACAGUGGCGGGGGUCAAAUCAAACUCUGUUGCUUGAAAGCAUGCGCCGUGGUUCUAAUAACAAUAAUAAUUAAAUUUACAGCGUGUAUUGUAAUCGCUCAUCGUACAAUUACUGGGGGAGUGAUGUAGCCGAAAUGUGAACGAUUUUAUUUGCACAACCUAGUCCUGAAUAAUAGCUAGCAAGUCGAAUCAAGUGUGCACAUAUGCGAGCAGGUAGUUCCAAAAAUCACGCUAUUCGUCAUGAAGCGAUUCACAUUUUAAAUUUAACGUGGUGUGUGGCUCAUGUCAAAGUAUGUUGAGACGUAACGUUAUAUUAUGCCAAAGAGCGUUUUCUCGACCGUUAAGCACGAGACUGGUACUGGGCAUAGAAACUAGCUGUGAUGACACAGGAGCCGCUGUUUUGGACGAAACUGGCCUGAUACUUGGGGAAUCUUUACAUUCCCAGAAAGAUGUGCACUUAAAAACAGGGGGGAUUAUUCCUGUGGUGGCCCAGAGACUGCACAAAGAGAACAUAGCUCGUGUGGUCCAAGAAGCCCUCGACAAGAGCGGAAUUGCACCCAGAGACCUGUCUGCCGUGGCGACCACAGUGAAGCCUGGUCUUGCCCUGAGCCUGGGAAUUGGGCUGGAAUACAGUCUGAACUUUAUUCAGCGACACAAGAUGUCUUUUAUCCCUAUUCACCAUAUGGAGGCACAUGCUCUAACGGUCAGGAUGAAUCAACCGGUGCCGUUUCCCUUCCUGGUUCUCUUGAUCUCAGGAGGACACUGCCUCUUAGCUGUGGCCAGAGACAUCGAUGACUUUCUCCUUUUGGGAAAGGCAUUGGAUGAAGCACCAGGAGACACAUUAGAUAAGGUAGCAAGAAGAUUGUCUCUGGUGAAACACCCAAAGUGCUCCACUUUGAGCGGGGGCCAAGCUAUCGAGCUGUUGGCCCGAGAGGGUAACAGGUUAAAGUUCCACUUCAAGUCUCCCAUGGGGCAGCAUUAUGAUUGCAAUUUCUCUUUCGCUGGUCUCCGAAACCAGGUAUCACGGAUGAUAAGCAAAAAAGAGGAGGAAGAAGGUAUUCAGAAGGGGGAGAUCCUGUCAUGUGUGAAUGACAUAGCUGCAGCAGCUCAGCAUACUGUGGCCUCUCACAUUGCCCGCCGCACCCAUCGAGCCAUCCUCUUCUGCAAGGCAAGAGGCCUGCUGCCUCAAAGCAGACCCUCUCUGGUAGUGUCUGGAGGAGUGGCCUGCAAUAAUUAUAUUCGAAAGACUUUGCAAAUCGUCACAGAAGCGACCGAAUUCGAUUUGCUCUGUCCACCAGCAAAGUUGUGCACUGACAAUGGAGUCAUGAUUGCAUGGAAUGGGGUUGAAAAGCUAAGAGAAGGAAAGGGGAUAGUGACACAUGUUGCUCAUAUCAGAUACGAACCUAAGGCACCUUUGGGCACGGACAUAACUGGGCAGGUGAAAGAGGCAGCGAUUCAAGUGCCACCAUUAAAACUGAAGAUCAGCCAAUGAUAAUGAGUGUUGUGUUUUCUGUGUAGUUUUGAUCUUUCACAUAUAAAUAUGUGGGGCGAUUAGCUGAGCAGUUGUCUGGCAGUUGGAGGGUUGCCGGUUCAAUCCCACCCUGGGUGUGUCAAAGUGUCCCUGAGCAAGACACGUAACCCCCAAUUGCUCCUGAUGAGCUGGUUGGUGUGCAUGGCAGCCAAUCACCGUUGGUGUGUGAGUGUGUCUGUGAAUGGGUGAAUGAGAAGCAUCAAUUGUACAGCACUUUGGAUAAAUUCUGCUUUAUAAAUGCCAACCAUUUACCAUUUAAAUAAAAAUCGAUUAAAUACA